Molecule: messenger RNA, 8580 nt
Organism: Lynx canadensis (Canada lynx)
Lineage: Eukaryota; Metazoa; Chordata; Mammalia; Carnivora; Felidae
Gene: WNT2B
Product: Wnt family member 2B
Exons: 5
Coding region: 1-1182 (393 amino acids)
Biological process (GO): cell fate commitment; canonical Wnt signaling pathway; multicellular organism development
Cellular component (GO): extracellular region
Molecular function (GO): frizzled binding; cytokine activity
Source: RefSeq, a predicted model, not a curated record
AUGCUGAAGCCGGGUGGUGCGGAGGAAGCCGCACAGCUCCCCCCUCGGCGCGCCCGCGCCCCUGUCCCCGCGCUCCCGCCAGGACCCGCGGCCCCCGACGGCUCUCGGGCUUCGGCCCGCCUCGGUCUUGCCUGCCUGCUGUUGCUGCUGCUGCUGACGCUGCCGGCCCGCGUAGACACGUCCUGGUGGUACAUCGGGGCACUGGGGGCCCGAGUGAUCUGUGACAAUAUCCCUGGUCUGGUGAGCCGGCAGCGGCAGCUGUGCCAGCGUUACCCAGACAUCAUGCGCUCGGUGGGCGAGGGUGCCCGAGAAUGGAUCCGAGAGUGUCAGCACCAGUUCCGCCACCACCGCUGGAACUGCACCACGCUGGACCGGGACCACACUGUCUUUGGCCGUGUCAUGCUCAGAAGUAGCCGGGAGGCAGCAUUUGUAUAUGCCAUCUCGUCUGCAGGGGUGGUCCAUGCUAUCACUCGUGCCUGCAGCCAGGGAGAACUGAGUGUGUGCAGCUGUGACCCCUACACCCGUGGCCGACACCAUGACCAACGUGGGGAUUUUGACUGGGGUGGCUGCAGUGACAACAUCCAUUAUGGUGUUCGCUUUGCCAAGGCCUUUGUGGAUGCCAAGGAAAAGAGGCUUAAGGAUGCCCGGGCCCUCAUGAACUUACAUAACAACCGCUGUGGUCGCACGGCUGUGCGGCGGUUUCUGAAGCUCGAGUGUAAGUGCCAUGGCGUUAGUGGCUCCUGUACUCUGCGCACCUGCUGGCGUGCACUCUCAGACUUCCGCCGCACAGGUGAUUACCUGCGGCGGCGCUACGAUGGGGCUGUGCAGGUGACAGCAACCCAGGAUGGCGCCAACUUCACAGCAGCCCGCCAAGGUUAUCGCCGUGCCACCCGGACUGACCUUGUCUACUUUGACAACUCCCCAGACUACUGUGUCUUAGACAAGGCUGCAGGUUCCCUAGGCACUGCGGGCCGUGUCUGUAGCAAGACAUCCAAAGGGACGGAUGGUUGCGAAAUCAUGUGCUGUGGCCGAGGGUACGACACAACUCGAGUCACCCGUGUCACCCAGUGUGAGUGCAAAUUCCACUGGUGCUGUGCAGUGCGGUGCAAGGAGUGCAGAAACACUGUGGACGUCCACACUUGCAAGGCCCCCAAGAAGGCAGAGUGGCUGGACCAGACCUGAAUGUAGAAAUACCUCACUCAUCCCUCUACUUCAAAACUCCUGGCUCAAAAGCACAAGAUCUUUGCAUGCACGCCUUCCUCUACCCUCAGCUCUGGGCUGCUACAGUUUCUAUUUAAGGACUUGGAAAGCAAUCCAGAAGGACUCUGGUGUCCUGACUGGUUCCUUAGCCCUGGGAAGGAGUUGACAGGGGAUGUAAGAAACUGAACAGCUCCCUGACUGCCCCCUCUGGAGGUUAGAAGGGAGAGGGGAAGAGGCAGGGGUCUUCAGAGUGAUAUAAGUUGCACUAAAGCACAUGGUCAAGGCUCAUUUUUCCUUUCCUUUGCACUGGCUUCCUGACAUUUCUUGUGUGUGCAAGAGGAAGGGUACCUGGAGAGAGCUUCUUUGUGUUCCUACCUGACUAAGGGUAGAUGGGACAGAGAUGGAACCACAUCUCUUCCCUGGGUCAGUUUGAGCAGACUGCCUGGUACCCCAAAAGAAACUCUCAGGCUACAUACAACCUUCUUCCAUUAUCCCAGAACCUGGGAUUCCUAGGUAAGAGUUAGCCGUAGUGGACAAGGUUCCAUUCACAUGCUCAUAGGUUUAUAAACUGCUGUAUUUUGUAGGGGAAAAAUUAUAUAACUAUACAAACAUACAUUCUCUUCCAACCUCCCUCUUCUUUUCAGCCUAUAUCAGAUAGCACUGCCCCUUGCUCACUUGCUGCCUGUUCAAACCAAGUGGCAUGUAGUGGUUCUUAUGCCUAAUAGAUCACUAGAAUACCCUGGAACACUCCUGAGAAAGAAUAAUUUAGUAAGCCUGCCUAGGCCUUUGGGGUUUUAUUUUAUUUUUUAAAAGUUUCUAUGCAUUCUUCUGGAGGUCAACUAGGUUUGGGAAACACUUAGUAAAAGAUAUGUGACUCAUGGAGGGUAGGAAAGGGUAGCAGGCCUGAUCUCAAGGGCCCCAUAUGAGGCAUCAGGGUAUACUAGUCAGGUAGGGAUCUCUGGCUUUGGCAAUUUUUAGGAGAGAAUCCUAGUCUUUGAAGUUGGGCAUGGAAGCCAGUGGCUACAGAGGAAAAGAGAGCUGGGGCUUUGGGGCCAAAGUGGUAAACAACUUAAAAAACAGCCUUUCCCCAUUUAUUGAACAAAUUUUUAUUUAGUGGCUCUCUAAGUUCUGGGGAUUAUUACUGUUCACUCCAUGUUUGGCUUAAACAGGGGAGUUCCUUCUAUGCUACUACCUGCUGCCUAACUAAGCUUGCAGUAGUGGAGUCUCCAGAGAUAGCAGGCUUUGUAAGCUACAAGCUAGGAUAUGGAGUCCCAAAAACUGUGAUGUCCUAUUUUUAUGUGACUUAGACAAUGGCUAUCUUUUGAUAAGAGAGCAGAGUGGUAUAGAAAUUUGCAGUUAUGACACACCUGGGUUGAAAUCACAGUUGUGCCAUUUACAGUUUUUGAUAUUUUGAGCAAGAUACCCAAAUUCUACAAGCCUCUAUCAUCUCGUCUGUAAAAUGAGGUUAUAAACCUAUCUCAGAUACUGAGUUUUAAUUGUGCCCCCCAAUUCCAGCCAACAGACACUCUUACCAAAGUUCCUAACUGGUCUAGCCCAUCAUGACUUCUCUUGAAACCUUCCGUUUACAAUUGCAAAGUAUUGACAGCAGGCUGUUGAUUAAAGGGCCUACACAAGGAAUUCUGAACAUAGGCGCCCACCCCCCCUCCAAGUUCCUCUCCAACAUCCCUUGGGGUCCUCACGUAUUUGUAGAACAGCUUCAAUCUGCACAGGCAGCAGAGGAUAGGGGAGCCAGAGCUCUGGGCCAUGGGGGCAGAUUUAUUUGGAUGAUAGGACUAAUAUUUGUGUAACCUGCUGAGACCUGUGUGGGAGAGUUUAGGGUGGUUUUUCUUUUGGUGAGGGGUUUGCUCCGGUUUCACAUCCAUUAACACAAAACAUGAGCUAGUCAGGGCCCUUGUGGUCUGCGGUGAGGGGAUUCCUGUGGAGAAAUGGGACUGAGUGAGUCAGGCCAGGGGAAUGUCUUCCUUGCAGAGUGGAGUCAACUGGAUAACUGAUGAGCCAAUGGUGGGAUUAGGGAGGGGGAAAUGGGAGGGAAAGAGAAGAGCUUCUGACAUCUUGAGCCGGGAUUAGGAGGAGGAAAGCCUUAGCAUAGUGGGAAGGUAAGGGGGUCAAAGUCAGUCUGAAUCAAGAAUACAGCUGAAGGAAUUUACAUCAGGGUGUCUGGGUAGAGCCUCAGGUCCCAGUCAGCCCCUGCUCUCACAAGAAUGCCCAGGUAACCACAUAAAUGACAGCUAGGCCUUCCUGGGACUUCAACCCCAGUUCAAUCUGCCUGUGCUGUCACCUAUUCCUUUUCAGUUCUUACCCUAUGAAGGAAGUUGAGCCUCUUCUGGCAUCUCGUACUGCUCUGGGCUUCCCCUGGGCUCCAAAUUCUAGUUCAUAAAGACCCAAGUUUUGUAAUUUACUAUAAAUGGUUAAGAGAAAAGCAAGCUGUCCAGAGAGUGAAAAGUUUGAAUAGUGGGGUGGAUAGCGAAAGAAAAGAGGUCCAUGUGAGCCCCACUACAGAGGCAAUGUGGUCCCAAGAAGGGAUGGAUGAUGGCCAAGCAAUUAAUUUUUCCUCGUAUUUCUUAGCUUGCCUCUGCAUUGUGACUGGCUUUGGACAACUGGCGUCUAUUCUGCAAUAAAACAAACAGAAACUAAUUUAUUUGGAACAAGCAGCAAAAGGAGAACUUUAUUUGGUGCAGUCAGGGCUCCAUUUAGUCCUGCUGCCACCCACUCACAGCGUCUAACCCCUCUCCAGACCCUCCUCUGGUCAGGAGAGUUCUGUGCCUCCAGCAGCGGUCUCUUAGCCCCUCUCUGACACUCCUUCCUGUCAGGCCUCAUUUCUUCUAACUUUUAACAUUUAGGUAGAAUGCGUUGCAGAAAGUGCUAUUUGGGUACAAAGUUAACUUCAAAGACACAAUCUCUAUCCUUUAAAGAUCUUAGACUGUUUUAGAGAAGGCAGGUGACUGAAGUACCUCAGCUGCACAGCCCGUGGCCAGUUUUUCUCAUGUAGAAGUAAGAAUGCCAGCCUUAAUCUAGUCCUGCAGAUAAGAGCCAACUGCUAUUAUUGCUAGCCUUGAAUAGUAGUGCUCGCCCUUAUGCUUUCUUAGAAUGAUGCUGGAAAAUGAAAUCAGGGACUUCAGAUUAUUUUUUAAAAAAUUAAACACUGCCUGGCCCUGAACGUCUGUUUGCAAAAAGUCUUGUAGGUCUGACUCAUGACCACUUACGGCCUCAUUUCUUUUCCUCCCUGUUGUAGAGGGUAAUCUCUUCUCCUUUUUCUCACCUCCCUUAGCAAGAACACCAACCACUAAGUCUUCUGCCAAAUUCUCAGACCCACUCAGGACACUGGUUUCUACACAGUUUAAUAUAUGAGAGUUAAUCAGGAUUAUUUUUCCCCCUCAGCCUGAGGUUUUUAAACACCCUCAGUGGUCACAGGGCAGAAACCCAAGGGAGGACGCCAGGGAGAGUAUGUUUCUCAUCCCUGGGAGGCCGUCAGCCUAGCUCCUGCAGCCAAAUUACAGCACCAGAGAAUAAUGUGAUGCAUUCCUGGGCAGGUCGGUGGGACCCUGGGCGCCUGGGCCUUGUGGAGAGAGGUGCCAGACACAGAGCUCUCCGUAAGCAAUCCUGCAGAGCCGCCCCCUGGGUGCAGAAAUGAAAUACGGGAGAGCUUCACAUUACACGGAGACCUGUAGCUCACACCUGGUUAUUGAUGGCCUUGGUGGAAGCCUCUGCCCCCUCCCUCCACUUGGGAACUGCCUGCUACUACGGGGGUUGGGCACCUUUGAAGCAAUGUUGGAAAACAAGAAAGAGAUGCUUCCUUUCCACUCCUUGCUUUCCCUGCGAGCCUGCGCACAGCCAUGAGGAUACGCGUGCGUGCACGCGUGAUAUGUGUUUGCGUGGACACGCACGCAAGCUUCUCUCAGGCUGCAGCAGAGUUCUAGUCGUCCCCGGUCCCUAACAAUAAAACAAACAACUGGAUUUCAAUCACAUCCUUCAAAAUUCCUGCCAUUAUCAGGGGUUCAGCCGUAACCAAGUAACAUUAAACAUGUCCAUUCUCAAUAUGCAAGCAGCUGUGUGGUUUGGUGACUGGUAUUCCCCCACGAGGUGGCAGGGAAAGGAUGCAGAGAGUGCAUGGAGAGGGGAGAUACUACCACCCAAGCCCAAUGGCUAAGACCAUGCUGGAGAUAGUGCAAUUUGUGCCCUGUGUGCUACGGAUAUGGCACACAGCCUCCAGGACUGCACCGGGUAUAAUCACCAAGCCUGCGGCCCACGACCUGUCGUUCUUAAUUUCUAUUAAGUUAGAAAACAGGAUAGCUUUGGGUUCCAGGGACAAUCUCCACAAGAGAGAGGCACUGGAGAGGAGCAAGCAGUGACUUUACUAAGGUAAAUAUGUCACAGUUGCUACAGUGAACUGAGCUUUCCCAGAAGCUGCUCUUCCCGUUGGGUGACUGGCAGGUUUCAGGUAAUAGUCAGUGGGGUAUCAGUAAAUGCCUUCCCCUGACCCCAAAGGUCAAAGGGAUUGAAGAGAGGGGGAGUUUACAAGUACAUUUUUCCACUUCCCAUUCAUGGUUUAAAUUAUCCCUGAGCAUCUUAGUGGCUCUUCCACUUACUUAAGACGUAUCAGUCAUCCUGGAGUAGAGACAGCAAGGAAAGCAUUCUCCCCUUGGCCCCUAACUCUGAACUACCCUUUGCUCACUUCCAUUCUGCCUAUGAGUCUAUGCAUGGAGCAGCUGGACGUGGAAGUUCUCUUUCUUUGACCAAAAGGAGCUGAAAUCUGGUGACUUUACUUCACUACUACCAGCCCCUCUAAGCAGGCCUGAGCAAACAGAAACGUUAAGCUGAGUGAAGAAAAUGGGAAGACCGUUUAAUCCACAGCUGUCCUUUUUGACAACUCAAGGUAGGGCUUCCCUGAGAAUAAUUAUGAUGUCAUAAGAAGCUUUUUCAGGUACAAAAUGCUUUAACGCAGACUAAUUUUCACACCAAUUUUCCCUGUGAGGCAGGAGACACUCUCACUGCACAGGUGCUAUUCAGAAAGGCUCAGUGAUUUGUCCCAGGUCAUGUGAUACUGAGUGGUUCAGACAGAACUCAAAUCCAGGGCUUCUCACUUCAAACCCUGUGUGCUCUCCUCAAAGACUGACAAUACACAAGGCUGCAGAGGCCAGAGUCCCAGCCCCUUUAGGACAGAAAUUGAUACAAAAUAUUCUAGGAGAGUAUAUCUGAGCAGAAUUUUCAAAAGGAAAAGCCUAGGCCUUCCCUAACUACAUCAGCACAUCCCCUUUUGGUCAUUUCUGCUGCUAUUUCCACCACCACAAAAUGAUCACUAUGCCAAGUAGUCCACCUUCAAUCAACUCUGCCUCCUAGAGCUUUCUAUGCCUUUUUUUCUUCAUCAGAUUAACACUUUUAACAUUUGCUUUAAUUUUAUCUAUUUCUUUUAAAGUGAUGCUAAGUGCACGGAAUACAAGUAAUCCUGAGAAUCCAUGAGAAGAAAUUAUUAAGGCUUUGGGCUUCUAAUGUAUGUAUUAGAAUUUCCUUUGAGAUUUCACUCUGUUUUUAAAUGGCUGUCAACCCCUGGGCUAGGAAAGUAAGAACAGGGAAUGAGAGUGCUAAAAAAAAAAUGUCUUACCCCAGGCCAGAUGCCUACUCAUGGCCUGGUAAAAGUCCUGGGACCUCUAGCUGAGACAGGUAAUUUAUCUACACCAAGGCAAGGAGAAUCCACCCUGCAGAGAAACCCCUACAAGAUGAGGCAGACAACAGAUUUUUACUUGAUCAAAAACUUUUGCUCCUUUCAACCCCUCCUCCCACCCUCAUUCAAAAUCUGGACUUCUGUGUGGGUCCAAGACAGUGAGACAAAGCAGCUCUAAGAGAGGAUGUGUGCAAGGGGAACCCUUCCCUGUUCAACCGUGGAAUGCAUUCCUUCAGAAACAGCAUAAGCCUGCACAUACCCUACCUAUCCCACUCCCGCACCCCAACUGUGAAGGCAGAAGGGAAAACUGCAGGAACACAGUGUUCAUCCAUCAUAGACCCGGGCCCCCACUUGAAUUAGGGGAAGGACACCUCAUGAAAAAGCCUACCUAUAGUCAGGAUCUGUCCCAGAGCAAACCUUACUUUUUGGUCCAUCGAUCUUGGCUCUCACUGCUCUCCCUGCUCCCCACCCCCACUGCCUCCGCAUGUGGGCUCAGAAGUCAUCAUCUAAAGAAUUCCACUGCUCACCUCCUGCAUAGCAGCACAGCCCCAUGAGGCCGCACACCAGAUGGAGGGGAUAAAAGUACGAGGUCAUGGCUUCUAGCAAGAGGCUUUUUCUUAAACUAACCCUGACUUCUGGAAAAGAGGCAGAGCAGGAGAGUGUCGGGUGAGCUGCUGACGACAGCAGCUUCAUGGGUCUUAUGUAAAAAGGAAGGAAAAAGCAUUCAUUAAAAAUUUCCCUACUCCCAUCCCCAGACCUAUUUCUGAUCCCACAUCUACUUCGUGAAGGCGUCUGAGUAGAAUGCAGAGACGUUGAAACCAAAGGGUUAGAUCCUUCCUAUUUGUAGGGACCUAUUCAGCAGGCUGCCACACACAUGCUGAGGUGGAGGCCAAGUCCUGAAUGUGUCCUGUUUCUCCAGGAAUUUAGCUCUGAUGUCAAGGGAAAAGGUAUGGAAGGUGGACUAGAACUCAGGGAAAACUGAGCAGGCUGUUAGCAGGCCUUCAAAAUGUUUAUGUGUAUUAAACACAAGACAAGAGGACAGAGGAAAAUCGUCAUUCCUAGUAUCAUCAUGCUCGUUGGGUGACAAUGUACACAAGCAACAAUCACAAAGGAAAACCAGUCUGAGGAAUGGGCCAAGAAACAGAAGUCUCCGAAUAAAGCAAUCAGGUGGAAGAGAUUAAUCAGACUUUCUCCAGGACUCACUUUUGAGUUGGAGUCUUAAAAGAUAAGGUAUGGACUGGUGGAGGGCAGUCAGAGAAUGCGUUCUAAAGCGAAGGCCCUGGUAUGUGCUGAAACUUAGAAGCAAGAAUGUGCAAGCAAUAUAUAAGGAAUUUCAAGCAAGUACAUAUUAUAUACACUGGGGACUACAGAGAAAUCAGAACGCUGAGAUAAGGGCUUAAAUAAUGUGAGCUAGCGGCAUAUGCCUAGACUGUCAGAUGGUGCAGAGCCCCUUAGGGCCACACAGCAUCUUGCUCUAGGUCAGUAAACACAGGGGUACCUAUGGGAAAGCACAAGGAUGAGGCCGUUUGUUACACAUACAGGGACGAAAAGAGAGCUCCACUGUAAAGCCUCACAAAUGCUAAGUGUUAACUACAACUCACUACCAUUUGAGAUUCUAGGCUAAAUAAGAGACAUGAAGUAUUCUCUCCAGAACUGUGAUGCAUUCAUGUAGGCUUCCAAGCCCAGAAUCUGACACAAAU